UGGCCGCGGCGCUUCAAUGUAGAGGCGUAGAGUUGGUGGGGAGGGAUGUACCGCGCUCCCGGUGGAAGCAGAGGAGCCGAGCGGGAACCAUGGUGAGUUCCGCCUUCCGGCCUCUUGGGCGAUCUCAGGCCCAGGCCUUAACCUCUGCUCAAGGUCUGGGAGGAGAGGAGCUGCAGAUGUCUCCCUAAUACGACUCAGAGCUGGGGGUGUAGCGCCCCGGAGAGUCACCCUCUAGGACACAGAGCUGUUGUCUCACCCCUCUCGGGCCUUUGUGCCUGCCGUCCAUGGGGCUCAGAGGCCAGUACAGUGGUAGCAGUUGGACUGACCAUUGCUGCUGCAGGAUUUGCAGGCCGUUACGCUUUGCAAGCCAUGAAGCAUAUGGAGCCUCAAGUAAAACAAGUUUUUCAAAGUCUACCAAAAUCUGCCUUCAGUGGUGGCUAUUACAGAGGUGGGUUUGAACCCAAAAUGACAAAACGGGAAGCAGCAUUAAUACUAGGUGUAAGCCCUACUGCCAAUAAGGGAAAAAUAAGAGAUGCUCAUCGACGAAUUAUGCUUUUAAAUCACCCAGACAAGGGAGGAUCUCCUUAUAUAGCAGCCAAAAUCAAUGAAGCUAAAGAUUUACUAGAAGGUCAAGCUAAAAAAUGAAGUAAAUGUAUGAUGAAUUUUAAGUUCCAAUUCAUUUAUGUAUGAGUACCAGCUUUUUAUAAUAAAAUGCCUCAAAGCUACACAUUUUAAAAA
Molecule: messenger RNA, 738 nt
Organism: Mesoplodon densirostris (Blainville's beaked whale)
Lineage: Eukaryota; Metazoa; Chordata; Mammalia; Artiodactyla; Ziphiidae
Gene: DNAJC19
Product: DnaJ heat shock protein family (Hsp40) member C19
Exons: 6
Coding region: 370-645 (91 amino acids)
Biological process (GO): protein import into mitochondrial matrix
Cellular component (GO): PAM complex, Tim23 associated import motor
Molecular function (GO): ATPase activator activity
Source: RefSeq, a predicted model, not a curated record